Truncatella angustata is the source of this 2613-nucleotide messenger RNA. RefSeq lists its product as uncharacterized. The record is from RefSeq and is a predicted model, not a curated record. The coding region runs from base 190 to 2376 and encodes 728 amino acids. The transcript has 2 exons. Lineage: Eukaryota; Fungi; Ascomycota; Sordariomycetes; Amphisphaeriales; Sporocadaceae.
UUUGAAUGAGAACUGGCUUCUCUUUGACUCGAGACAUUCUUUUUCUCCACCUCCCCGUAAUAUGAAUCUCUAAGGCUCCGGAGCUGCUAUCGAACGCGUCUUAAUCCUGACCCACCAUACCCGUUGCUCUUCCUUUCCUUUAUAGAAGAUCCUCGUUUGAAGUUUCUAGAACCCGAAAAGAUCUGCAAAAUGCAUGUAUCCAUCAUUCUCGACGUACUCCUGUUUUCUGGGGCCUGCUCGGCAGUCUCAUGGCGACGUGGACAAAGAAUAAAGCGUGAUGACUUGAGUGGCGCAACCUCAAGAAUAUUUAGUAAUGAGACGAGCAGAGUGUCUCAAGUGCCGGCGGCAACUUCACUGUCGUCUUCUUCAGUGCCACUGUCCGCGUCGUCAACAGCAGCUCAAGCGUCAUUCUUGACGUCCACGUUAUUGACCUUGUCUUCUGCCUCAACGUCGUCAACACCGUUGACAAGCUCAACUUUCCUCACUAAUGUAAUCGACCCAGCCUCAAGUGGUGCAACCUCUCUCGUGGCGUCAUCUACACAACAACCAUCCUCAUCAACGGGAUCUCAAUCCUUACUAUCGUCAACUUCGAAUUCAACGGUGGCUCUUGGAACGUCAAUUUCAACUGUAGAAGUGGUGUCAACGACCGGUUCGUUGUCAUCGAGCUCACAGGGUUCAAAGUCCACGGCUGCGGCUGCGGCUACGGCAAAUUCUUCAUUAACGAGUCUUGGUUCAACAGCUGCCUUCGAGAGCGCACCAACCUUAAGCAGCUCAUCAUCAGUCUCAACCACCUCUGUCUCGAGAACCUUCACGCUUAUUGAUACGACGCAACCACAACUAUUAUCAUCAAUUGCAAGUGCUACAUUAUACUCCUCUUCGCCACCAAGCACUUCAGUUGGCUCUUCCACUCAAUCAUUCGCAAGUUCCAUAAUUCUUUCACCUACGUCGUCAAGGGCUACAACAGGUGCAAGUCUAGCCUCAAGUGUAGCCUUGAGUCUGGGGUCUUCUUCCGCGAGCGUUGUUAGCAGCAGCUCUUCUACAUUGCUCUCAAGUGCCAGUCUGGCAUCAGGAAAUGUGUCUAGCUCCACCUUGAGUCAGGCUUCGAGUGUCAGUACUGGGCCUAGCGCCACCAUCACAGGAAGCGUUGUGGUAACAAGUGUCGCACCAUUCAUCAUAAGUUUUACGCCCACCACAAACACGUCGUCAACAAGUAUUGGAUCAAGUUCCAUCAUGGGGCCAACUGUAUCUGGCAGGGUCUCAUCCACACUAUUUAGCACAGCGUCUGCAACUUCAGAUUUAUCAUCUGCUUCAUCGCUGGCAUCAUCGAAGAGUGCGAGCGAUGCGACGCGUAGCUCUAGCUCCAUUGCACUGGGGUCAUCUUCGGCCAGCUUCUCGAUGAUCUCAAAGUCGUCUUACUCAUCAGCACCAGUCAAACCGACAGGCAAUAUCAACACUGCCGUGCCGACCGUGAUUAGCAAGGCGCCUGCAUCUUCCACCACCGUAGCAGCAGAUGUCUAUGCUAGUAACCUCGCCGAAGCCCUUCAAUACAACACGGUCUUUAACAAUCUGACUGUUGAAUCGGCAUGUCAACAAGGCCAAGCGGCUUGCGUGACCGGCAACAUCGGAGAAUGCAAUGCGCAUGGUGCGUUUGAAAUCACAUCAUGUACCGGUACUACCCAGUGUUUUGCGCUUCCCAUGAACACGACGACCGGGGUUCAAAUUGGUUGCCAUGAUCCCGCAAUUGCUGCAAAAAUCCUUGGAGGAUCGGCUGCAAGCUCAACUGCUGUCGUUUCAACGAUCACUUCGUCAAGUUCAGCCACUUCAUCAACUACUAGUUCGCAGACCCCGGCCAAUGAGCCGACUGAAGUCACGGUCACAAUCAAACCGUCGCCAACGACUAUUAUCAGUCAAAUCACAAUUACUAUUAACACUUCGGCCCAACAAACCAGUGCCACUUCGGCUGUAAUUGAAACACCUUCCACCGGUUCAACCACCUUAUCAACAAGAACUCGUUCUACCAGUUCGCAGUCUGAUAGGGAGUUGACGAACUCAAGCACCAAACGAGCGUCUACAUCGAAUUUCAUUACUGAGAAGUCGAGCACAACUUCAAGCAUUACGCGCCAGGCUCCUACCCUAACUACAUUAGACAUCAUUCCUAUUCACACGACGACGAAGACCAAGUCUUCUCACCGAGUUAGUGACGUGCCAGAAGCCACUACAAAUCUGAUACCAAACGGAGGCGCAAAGCUAACCGCUAUUGUGCAAUCGACUACUAUAACUGGUCCGAUAACAAUUACUGUCAAAGAAACGGAGACGGCGACAGUCACUGAGACCACUACAACAACUGAACACGACACAACCACCGUACAAUCGUGAUGUCAUCCAAACUCUUCAAAUUGUAUAUGAGUAGAUCUCAUUUGUUUGGUUCACUGCGUUUAGCGGGAGUCCUUGGUGCAAUGGAUGAUUUGGAAUCAAAACGUCGAAGAGACAUACACUUAUACCCUUUUCUUACAUAUUUACUUGUAUAUAAUUGAUGUUUAAUUCAUUAUUUUUAUAAUCAGAUGGCUCGAUAAUAAUCGAGUCAUUGGCUAUUUGCCAGAGUGUGGCAAGUGC